AUGCCUCGACAAAAACUUCCAAGCUGGAGAAGCUUCCUAACAGUGGAGCCUGUCAUACUAUUUUAUGCAUACGGCCUCUUAACAGCCUUUCCUUUGUUUCGGCAAUAUGUGUACAAUGUCAUCAGUGACAGGAAAGGGUUUCCAUAUAAGGAGCUAAUAAUGGAAAAAGAAGGUACUGGGUGUCAUGAAGACGUCUUUGGAGCAAACGCGACUUUAAAACGACUGGAGGAAGAAGUAAGACGGAUUAAAUUUUUUGAGUUUACUUAGCUAUCUGAGGGCGGCACAUAAGGGUUUAUGGGGCUUCCUUACUUCUCCGCCCUUAAUCACGUCACAUCCGUAAUCUGUAAUUUAACAAAAGAAUUUCCACCAAUAAUCUUGGUGCUCUUAUUUCAAAUUGAAACUACUUAAGGAAGUUCAAGUCGUACUCUGACCACUAACCGGGAAGCUACUUCUCGAAAGUUCUGCGUUCAUUAGCGCACAGAGAUACCAAGUGGAUAAUAAGAGGGUCUCAAUGGGGUGGUGGCUUUUACGGUUAUCGGCUAAAAUUUUGGCUCUUUUACGGCUAUCGGUUAAUUUUUUUCAGUUACGGUUAACAAAAAGUUAAAAAUUAACUUCUUUUGUUUCAAAAAGUUAAAUAUUAAUCAACCUGUAUUUUUUGUAUCUUUAAAUCAAAAUAAAGGUCUUUGGAUCAUCUCGGGAUGAAACAACCUAUUCUUUUGAAAAAUUUUAACAUUUGAUAGAUCAUACUUUUUAUAAAGUAUUUCUCUUCUAAUAUAAUUUUACACAUAGAAAUGUCAAUAAUCAAUUUAAAAAUAAUCUUUGUGAAAAAGAAAAAGCAGACAAGCAAACGCCCAACUCAAGGCCAGGGUGCGACAUUCAUUAUAACAGAAAUGGCCGUUUUCACACUAGAGACGGAUUAUUUGUGUGAGACGGGUUAUCCAUUUGAUGAUUCGCGUCAGAUAGGUAAUACUUCUUAAUUCGAAAAUGGAAUAGCCUUAAUUUUGAGUAAACAAUCCGCCUGACUUUAUCCGUCAAUUACGACGGACAGUUUGAAGACGGGAUUAUCCGUUCCAGAUAGCCUGUGUACAGCCGCCCCCUCCCCUCAGAAAAAAUCGGAGAAGGGGUGUCUGUGGGGAGGGCGCGACUGUACACAGGCUAGCCUCAGACGAAAACGACCUAUAACAAAAUUCCCGUGUCCAGUGUUUUUAAUUAUAGCGAAGGACUGUAUGGAACGACUGUCUGCCGUUGCCUUGUCCGUGGGCCUCAUUAUUCCGCGCGGCUAAUGCGUUUCGGGUCACGUGGUCCAUGCAAGUUCGCCACCAAAAUACCUUGACCGAGAUUGCGUGGGAAGACGCCGUACAGGGACUGGGCAUGGCAAUGUCUACCGUAGCGUCAGAGGAAAACAGGGAAAUGUUGUUCAUCGGCAACGUGUUUUACAAACAGUGACAUCUCUGCGUGUUGUUUCACUAAUGUCUCAAGGGCUCGACCUCCUAAAAAUCGCAAAUAUUAAUCCCCAGCAAGAAGCCACACUUUCGCUAUGGAAAAAAUUAGUUCCCUGAGAGAGCGGCGAAAAUGGAGCCUAGGUCUUGGUCAACACCUAAAAGGCGCUUCGCCCAACGUGCGUAUGGAUGUCACACUAGCCGGGAAAUAAAAAACGCAACCAUAAGUGAGGGAAUCUAGGGAAAAGUUUCUUUUACGGUUAACUCUUUUUUACUCUAUUUACGGCUAACGGUUAAAAUUUUUUCAAUUUUUACGGCUAUCGACUAAAUUUUUGGCCAUUUCACGCCUAUCGGUUAACCCCAUUGAGACCCUCUAAUAACAACUGAACGAUCGAAUGCAAAUUUUUAUUUAUUUGAGAAACUGAACCUAACCUUUGACAUUCUUGUUAUCUUUUUGUCAUUACGCAGGUGCAAAGUCUAGCCACAAAAAUAGACUUAGGGAACACCUUUUUUAUGACUAUUCCGUCACUAAUCGUUGCACCAUUUUGGGGUCCUUGGACUGAUAAGACAGGUCGGACAAAACCUGCCCUCAUAGCACCUGAAAUUGGAGGUGUUUUGGGAACUAUAGUGAUGCUUAUGGUAAUGUACCUCGAUUUGCCUUUGUAUGUGAUGUUUGUGGGCUCAGCUCUGAUCGGAAGUUCGGGAUUUUUGACGACUCUCUCGUUAGCCGUCAUGUCGUAUAUCGCCAAGACAACUGAGAAGACAGGAAUAGCCUUCAGAUUAGGUGAGACCUAAGAUAUAUAAGUGCAUUACCACACCAACAAACAUAGCUGAUAUCAUAGAGAGGGGAUCACGAUAACCUUUUUGACUAUUCUCAUUCUUGCUAACCUGCAAAAAAAUCCGUUUCUCCUAGCUCUUCGCCGCUGGGGACGUUUCGCACGGAGGAACUUGUUCCUCCGCGCGAAAAGUCCCCAGCGGAGAAGAGCGAGGAGAAACGGAUGUUUUCGCAGGCUACAUUCUUGCCUGUUACCAUGAUGUUGGUAUCGCAGGCACGGCGAAUAGCCUGCGAAAACUCGCCCCUUGUAAGGAAAUCUGGAGCCCGGAAUCGGAGAAAUUCUUGAUAGUGGAUACGAGAAUCCUGGGCUUUGGAACCCGGAAAACAGCUCAAGGAAUCCGGAAUCCCACUGACGAAAGAAUCUGGUAUCCAAGUCCCACUGAAUCUGGAAUCCAGUACCUUGGAACCGAGAAUCCAUAGCAUGGAAUCCAGAAUCCAAGACUGUCUUGGAUUCCCUUACAUGGGGCGAGAAAAACAGUCGUUGGGUGUUGUUCACCGCUACGACAGUGAAAGGCGGCUGUAUUCGCAGGAUAGCGCUUGAAAGAGACAGUAAACAAAGGAAGACCGGGAGCAAGGACCCAGAAGAAGGGAUGUUUCUGGCCUGUAUAGGCGUACUUCAUGUGUAGAAAGAAGUAUAGAGAGAAUACUAACUGUUUCGUUUUACUUCCAGCCAUCAUGCAGAUGCUUGUUUUCACUGGUGGAGUCAUCAGUCAGUUGACUAGUGGUUUGUGGAUUGAUAGGUUAGGGUUUAUUGCCCCAACAUGGCUCGUCCUUGCCUGUCUAUUGGCGAGCGGCCUCUGGGCCAUAUUCAUGGUGCCAGAACUCCAUAAUCAAACCGCGAAUGUCAAACACAAGUUUUUUGAUCUCAAAAAUUUGAAGAUUCUUGUAAACGUCUUCAAGAAGCCACGCCCACGGGGUGCACGAAAAACUCUGCUGCUGGUGGCGGUUGCGGGAGCUAUUCUAACCGUAACUGUUCAGGGACUUGGAGGUGUUCCAGCUCUUUUCGUGAUGAGAAGUCCGCUGUGUUUUGGUCCAACGCUUGUAGGUUACUUCCUGGCGUACAGGAUGUUCCUUCAGGGAUUUGGAGGAGCAGUGGGAGUAAAGUUGUUCCGAAUGUGUUUCAGCGAGAAAACAACUUCUCUUAUCGCGAUUAUUAAUCAGAUGGUUGAAAUGGGAAUCCUGGCGUUUGCAGACCGCACAUGGUUGGUUUUCACUGGUAUGUAGGCAGGGUUUUGUUUUCAUCUGUCGUGAAAUUUUUUGAUGUGAGUGGAUUCAAAUAAACUUGUAUGCAGCAUCUCCUAAAGCAAAGGAAAUAGCGGAAGUCUGUAUAUAUGCAACCUAUGUAAAACCAAGUUUACUGGUGAGGACAACUUGAUACAAAUCACUGUAUUUUGUCCACCCAAGCCUCUAAUUUGUGUCAGGUAGUGGCAGUCAUGAAUUCAUUUCUAAAUUUUGCAAUUUUUCGUCUUACUCUGUAGUACCCGCGUUGGGUUUUCUCAGUGGAGCUGUCGGUCCAAUUUUGACCGCAAUUGCAUCAAAGACAGUCGAAGCUGAUGAACAGGGUAUGUGCCUGUAAGAUCGCAAUAGCACGUGAGAUUUAAAACUACAGUGCUAAGUUUUGAUGUAAAAAUUGGGAGACACAGAGUUGCUAAACAAGUAUGGAAGGUUGUAAUAGAUUAUUUUGUUGCAUGGCAACGUAAUGUGUUCAAUGGAUGAAUGGUGGGGAACGGAUCCAUCAAACUACAGAGCGUUUUCACAUGACGUCAUGGCGGCCAUAUUGGUGUUCCAAAACAAAGAAACGACGGCCAUGUUAGUGUUCCAAGAUUUACCAAUAAUCCUGUGGGAGUUGAAUUCUUCUCUUAUGCAAACGCUUUCUUUUGUUCCAAUAAAUUUGCAUAGAUGUUGCAAUUGGCCGCGUGAGGGAAAAUGUUCUAUAGCGGGAGGAAGGAUGUGGACAAGAGUUAAGUUGGGGGCUAUCAUUAAAACUGAUAUACAAGAAAUGAAACACUCACUGGUUACCAUUUUUUUGCACUUGUUUUGUCAGUCCCGAUAAAAGUUUUAUCUGCCCACCGCGGUCAAACGUCCAAGGCAUUGUCUUCUUAUAUUUGCUAAGAUUUCAUUUACCAGUAAUAAGAAAAGUGGGCAAGGAUGUAUUAAAUAAUUAGUUAACGUAGCUAUCUUUUCUCUUUUGUUGAAGUAAUAUUGAGCAUCGUUUAGUUGAAAAAGCUUUGCGCCCGAGUAGUCUUAUGCUUUUAAAAUGGCUCCAACCAUAACACUAGUUUCAGUUUUCAAACAUUAACAACCUUUUUAGUGAACUUUUAAAAAAAUUAGGAAAUUAACUAGUAUUAGAUCUGCUAUAAACUAUUCCAUUUGAAAAAUUUAUUUCUCACAAAAUAAUUAAAAGAAUUUUGCAAAAUAAAAAUUACACAGGUCUAUCCGAGGUGUCUAUUAUUGUCACACCUUAGUUGUGAUUUCUGAUUUAUAUCACAAGCUCAAAAAAAUCAGGAAUUGCAUAUUUCUGGCUUUCCCUCGAUAAUUAGGAAUACAAAUAAAAUUGGAACUGACUUAUAUUUCAGGCCGCAGCCAAAAAUUCCAAAAUGUUCCCUCAUUGCCGGGAAUUUAAGACGUUUUUCUCUAACACGAUGUGAAAAAACCUGGCAAGUUUCAGCACGGUAUUUUAAAUCCUCAUCUUUUUACAUAAUUUUUUUUUCAUGCGGUCCAACGCAGUUGGAAAACCGCCCUUAAUUUUCGUCGCGCUGCGCUGUUUUCUUCGUCGUCAUCUUGAAUUCUUACGAGUAACCACUGUUUUUAAUGUUUGUUGUGACACUGACUCGAUUGUAGCACGGAGCGUGGCGAGAAAAUGCGAAAAUCUUCGUUUGAACUCGUUUCGUGACGUGCUUUCAAUAUGGCGUCGUACGUAAACAAUGUGUUAGCCUUAGCAACGCGCUAAUUUGCAAAAUAGGUCAUUUAACUGUGGUCUUAUCUAUCAUCAACCUUGAAAGGAUCAUAAUUAUAUCUAAUGUGUCUCUAGAAGGCUUUUUACAUUCACACCUUCGUCUGGAGCUAUACAAGGACGAAACAGCGGUCAUGACCGUGCGCAUGCGUGAAAUACUGUCCAUACCAAAGAGAUUGUGUGCUGGUGGGGCUUUGUGCUGCCAUAUUUCUGUUUGGUUAAUAUUGUGCAAACGAAUAAUUUGGUUUCUUUUUUUUAUUCAGGUUCCUUGUUUUGUGUCUACGGGAUUCUGAAUGUCUUUUCAAAUUUUAUUGGUGCAAUGAUUUUUAACAAUGUAUACGAAUCGACGCUGGGCAUCGGCUUCAAUGGCUUGGUAUUUCUGUUAAACGCUGGUUUGAAAACUUUUCCACUUGUAAUCAUCAGGUAAUGAAAAUCAAGGUCGUUGUAAUUGUUUCGUCUCAUUGAAGACCAUGCAGUCUGAUCGGCGCGGUGAAUGAAAGAACAUCUGUCAACCUGUUCUAUGAUAGCAACUUCCAUUAUGGCUCUUUACUCUUCAAAUUUCGUUGAAACACUAGACUGAAUUCCACAGUGAGGUUUUUUUCAUGUCACGCCUUUUCAACCAACUUAUCCAGCUUUUCCCCGUGGGUACUUCUUCUCUCCUUCCCCAAUGUUGAGAUUGACGAUUAUUUGCAACCCGUGGUUGAUACGUGACUAGCUGUGAAUCAGCAUUGGGGAGGGCGUAAUGUGACGUUAAGUGUUUCAAUAAAUGUCUGGAGUAUUGCAGCCUCUCCAGUACAUGCGGGAUCAUUUGAAACUUGGCUUGUCUUUGCUUUGUUUAAUAGUACUGUUUGAAAGCUCUUUACCAAAGUCAAGUGACUUUUAAUUUUAUUUUGUUUCUUGUUUUCCAUCGGCCGUUUUCUCAUCACACUUUAAUCUGUUGCUCAAUUGUCCUUCAAUCUUGAACUUCUUGGCUAAAAUUACAAUACAUGGAGUUUAAUAUUUUGAGUUUUUUUGGAUAAUUAAUAUUAACCCUUCUUCAAUUUAAAAGCCAUGAUUAUUUUCGUGCUAAGAUUUGGAAACGAGUUACCAUGCGUUUUGGUUCAUCUUCUUCUUCAAAAUACUGGAAAAGUUAUUUCCUUUAAUGAAGUUACAGGAAUUCAGUACCUUGUUAAAUUCAGUUAAGAAGGAGUUUGGGGUAGAUAGGUUUUUCCACCCUGUGCAUUCCUUUCGUCUAAAGAAUAGCAUUUAUGGGAGUUUUUGGUGUUAUUUUGAAAGUGCAUCACUGGCUCAGAAACUUAAUUUCAUUCUUUCUAAUAACAUAAUAAUCAUUUGUGUUUACCGGGCAAGAACACUGAGAAUGUCAUGACCUAAGUGCUUUUGUUUCUACAUUUCCUGUUUUGUAGCUGCAUGCACAUUUCACCGCCGGAAAUUGAAGUACAACAGAUAGAAAUGGUAGAUGAGGAGCCUGGAUUGAAGAGCGGAGAAGCAAAUGGCAAUAAAGAAGACGACACCUUCUUAACUAAAACAAAGAGUAAUAACGAUGUCAACGAGAACCAAGUAGACAAAACGGCCAAGAACCCAGAACACAUAGAGCUUGUGUAGAAGACAGCAAAUAGUUAGAACAUUAACUGGGAAAACCUGAUUCACUUUUUUCCCGAAGCCUUACAAUGGGCCCACUAACGGGACUUAAUGGGGUGGUUUAUCCGUUAUUUGCUUACCGAUCAGAACUAACAAUGCAAAUCAUUUUUGAAUCCAUAAAUCUUUUGUAAGUCAGUUUAGAAGAAAAAAUAAUUCUAUCAUUUGAGCUUUUAAGGUAGCUGAAACAACCAAGUCAACUCUUUCAAAAACAACAACAACAACAACAAAAAUUAAAUUCACUUCAGAACGUGAUUGUAUUGUACAAGUCCUAUGGGCUCCCGAAGCAUUUGAAUCGUUUAUUUUCUUUGUAAAUACACUCGAAAUAAAGGGGAUAUUAAGUAGGAAAAAAGAUAGUCCAAUCACGAUGUGGGUGUGUAUAUAUUAUAUAGUACUAUCCACAAGUUUUUCUUUGUAAAUACACUCGAAAUAAAGGGGAUAUUAAGUAGGAAAAAAGAUAGUCCAAUCACGAUGUGGGUGUGUAUAUAUUAUAUAGUACUAUCCACAAGAGUAAAAUCCCGACACUGAGCGACAUGUCCUUGAAACAGCGACUCAAGACAGCUUAAAUGGUGACAAACGACACAAAGAUGGGCUGUAACUGCGAGGAAGAAAAGCUUAUAAACAGUAUUUAGGGCGGAUUACAGUUAAACGCAUUGUUUGUAUUAUACUUGAAUACUUUCCUUGAUAAUCUUGUCAAAAUGUCAUUCGAUUUUAAAAAUAAACACACAUUCUGAAGUUCUUGGAACGAUGAGUUUUUGAGAAUUUUUUGGUGAAGUUAGAAUAUUUGUAAUCAGUAAAAAUUUGAAGGGCAAAUGUUAAAAGUUAUGGAAAAAUGAGAAAAUAUUGGAUUUAAGGGUAGUUAAAAAUUAACAUUUGAAGAGAAUAAUUACCAAAGACCAGACAGUCCGCCACCACAACAAGAUGGCCCUGAGCCAAUUCAGAGCGGACUAACCGGCUUACGUGUAAUUACCCUUUUCUAUCCUUCUUUGUUUCAUUUUCAAUUCAACCCCAAUUCCCCCAAAAUUCAACUGUAAUCUCCCUUAAAAUACUAACAGGGGCAUAACCCUGAGCUUCAGAGCCAAUAUUCUGGCCUCUAACCGGUCGUGAUACGGUACCCAGGAACUGCAUAAAACGUUUUGUCAGACGCAACUGCAAACGUCUGGCGUAAAAUGAAGACUUAGUGUUUGUGAACGUGCUGGGGCGGAUCUAGGGGAAGGGUGCAGGGGGUGCGCACCCCCCUUGCUAUGACCUGCGGUUUUCUAAUACAACUGGUAUUCUGCCAAAAAAAAAAAAACUAUGUGGUUUAUUGGUGUUGAAGUAGAGCAAGAGACAAGUGCACCCCCUCCUAAAAAAAAUCCUCGGGAGACUAUCUUUCCAAUCGACGGCAACAGGUAAAACUUGGGAACGUUCCGCAUUUGACAGGGCAGGAUAUAACGGCUGGAAUUCUCCAAGGAUCCAUACUUACCCUAGGGUUAGGGUUAGGGUUAGGGGUUAGGGUUAGGGUUAGGGUUAGGGUUAAAUUGCUUUUUUACCCUCGAAGCACCUAGGAGUUCAUAUGAACUCGUUUAAACGUGCCCGUGCGUUCCAGAUCGAAUUGAAAUUUGGAAGUGUUGGUUUUUUUGAGGAGAGGGGAAAACCGGAGUACCCGGAGUACCUCUCGGAGCAAGGGAGAGAACCAACAACAAACUCAACCCACAUAUGGCGGUCGACGCCGGGAGUCGAACCCGGGCCACAUUGGUGGGAGGCGAGAGCUCUCACCACUGUACCAUCCCUUGCUCCCCAAUAAGGGUAAAAAACUGGUAAAAGGUAAAUGAAAGAGCCGUUCGGUUUGUUUUUAGAGUAGACACACUAUAUAUGAAGAACUUUAAGCUUUUAGGUCCGGAAGAACCCUGAUGGAGCAAAGAUUGCAUAAAAUCCUCUGUUCGGUUUAUAAACUCAUCAGGAAAUCAUUAAAACAAACCCGGAGUGUUUGAAUGAGUUAAUCUCAUCAAGAGAAACAACAUAUACCUUGAGAGGAAAGGACAGUUCUAAUUAUUUUUAUAGUAUCUACGAAUCGUCCUUUAAUCGACUUUGUGAAUACUUUUUGAUAGUAUUGCUAAGUUUGAUUGUAAAUAGCUUUUGUACAGUGUCUUAUUUAUUUUUUGUCACAUAUUCUACUUAUUUUAUUUGCAGUAAACUGGUGAAGUUUUCUUUUACUAGACUAAUCCAUGUCGCUAAGCCCUGUUUUAAACGUCCUGCUACUGCCGUGCUAAGCUGGCUCGACUGUAGCUCGACUGCAGCACUAGCACGACUUGGUUUCAGAUGUCGAAUUUAAUUCAGUCGAAUACAAGUCGGCUGUUGCCGAAACAAAACACGAAAGAGUAGUAAGGAAACAGUUUAGCAAACUUUUAAAUGUAUUCUGGUGUAUUUAUAAUGUAUGAAUAGAGUUCGGCUUGGGGUACAGCGGUAGCACCAAUCGUCGCGCUACUGCCGUGCUUAAGUCGAAUUCUUGAGUUUGGUACGGCAGUAGCACGACGCUUGUAACAGGGCUGUACGUCCAUUGUAUUGUAUUGUAAACCCCAGCACUGUGCUUUGACUAGCAAUUUGGUUCCCAAGGACCCUUCCCUUUGAAGUAAAGGCCGCUAGAAACGAAGUGCUUUUGUUAGUAGUUGUUUUCAAUCUAACUGAGGAGCAGGCUGGGAGUGUUAGGCGUGAUUUGGCAGAUUGGCUCCCAGAUGUUUUCGUGUCGUCCCUUCUUGUGAGCCUGAAGCUGGCUAGUCAUGGAUAAUAGAUAGUCACGAGAUCUCUUUGUUUACAAACACACGCUUUUGAACGAAAACGUGAUCUUCAUGUGACGCAAACCCACGCAAUUUAAGCCUGAAGCUGGCUAUUCAUGCAUAAUAAAUGGUCACGAGAUCUCUUUGUAUACAAUCACACGCUUUUGAACGAAAACGUGGUACUCAUGUGACGCAAACCCACGCAAUUUAUCAGUGACUGAUUAAAUGAAGAAUUUAUGAAGUUAAAAACUAAUUAUCCUCUGCACCCAGUCUGUACGUAAAGAUGUGCGAAAAUGUAGAUUGAUGCAAGUCAGAUCAGAUGCGGUCAGGUGUGUAUUUUCGUUUCAUAUUCUCUCGUAGUCAACGGUACGUCAAAAGUUGACUAUAGUACACUGUCAUUUUUGUAAACUUCAGUUGCAAACAUACAAACGACCCUAUUAACUGUCGCCUUCGAAACUGACUAUUGCCACAGUAGUUUCUGUUGCAAGCGUGGCCAUAGUUCUUGGUGGAUAAGACAAACUUUACGUAAAACACAAUUCAGUUUUUGUUCCAACACUGAUAGAUUUCUUCCACAACGUUCACCAUAAUGUGGGCUGAUGCAAUAUAGUGCAAUCAGCCUCGACCUAGUGUUACAAUCUCGUACAUGCACUUCCGGUAACUAAUUCCCCGUUACAGUUGAGUUUGUGUCCAAUAGUUUCGACAAUAAUUUGUUUAUCAACGAUAAUCUUGCAUAAAUACUGAACAUUUUAUGACAAAGUAUUGAUACCGUUUCACUAGUUACUAUUGCGAUUGUUGUUUAUAAAGAUGUGAAUCACAAGCGAAAGAACUGAGCACGUUCUUUUAAAUGAAAGUUUAGGACGAUUCCACAAACUGCACAUUACUAGCAUAAAUAAAUAGUAUCAUUAUGUUUCCGAGUUCACUGGGAAUCAGUCAACCUUGCUUGGUCACAGUCUUUCUCACCAGCGUAAGUGUAGACUUUCAAAAAAGUCCUUCGUCGGAUUUCAUAUGGCGUGGGACCUCUCCCGACUUCGUCGCUCGCGGUCGGCCGCUUCGCGGCCAAACAAGGCUCGCUCCGCUCGCCAAGAAGUCGACUUGUAGCAAGUCUAGCGUAAUUGCUACAGUUGUCAGUGUUGCAAAAAGUAUCUUAACGGUGGCGGCGAGCUGUUCUAGUCAUGUACGGUUCGGAACGGUAAAGAUUCGUCGCACUUUGAAGACGUUCUUUGGGCAUCGUCGCGCAAUCUGCUACUAAAAAUUGUGAGCAGGAACGCGUGACGAAGCACCUGAAGAACAUCAACUUGAACACGCCAUAUUGGACACAGCUGCCUUCUCGGAAACAGACUUGGCACUGGUAAUUGUGGACAAAUGGUACAGAAAUCUCACGACAUUCCAGUCAAAGCAAGAGAAAGGUAAAUCACCUCAGAAAAUUUAACCGGGUUUCGACUCAAAAGGAAAUUACAAGCGCUCUUUUAUCAUAUGGUUUGUCACUAUUAUUACAGUUAUGUAGACUGGAUACCAUUUAGAUUGAUUAAUCCACCUUAAGGGCAGAUAUCGAUUAAAAUGCAAGAAAAUACGAUACACCUACGACCACUGUUGAGAGCCUACUUGUUACCUAAACUGUAUAAAGAGGACCACAACUUUUCCCUCUCUCCCACUCUCUCUCUUAUGUUAGACACCCGCUAUUCAGCCAAAAAACUCCAGGCGUGACGAGCCAGCACGACUGAUCUGAUUCAUCAAAAUGAGUCACGCAAGCACUGCAAGUCAGCUUCGCAAGUCCGAUUCUGGUUGCCCACACCCUAUCCAAACGUGUUCUGUCGAAAGUCAAACGUCAUUACUACAACCUAUGAUUAAGGUAGGCAGUUGAGGCAAAGAAAAUUGUCAGUAAUACAACGUUCUACGUUGAAAUAUUCUUAUGUCUACUGCACCAUCUCGGAGAAAACUGCACGGGAAAAUGGUCCAGUUUGAAUUGAGAAUGUCUUUCCUUAUGCAUUCAUCUAAAAAAGACGAAAUUAAAAACCUCUUCUUCCUCUCCCCAACUCUCCCCUUAUUUAUUGCUAGUUAACGAAAGGCCACUGUCAGGGUGACCCUGAAGAGACGCAAACAGCAUUGAAUUGGGGGGGGGGGGGGGGGGUCACAUACGNAACAAUUCAGUGGGAGUUUUUAGUGGAGCAAAUAGCAAUCAUAAUGCAAAAUAUGGGAAGUGAUUAAGUAGCCACUAUUUUCUUGUUGUCCUCAUCCCUGAAAGCCAAUUGUUUUGGAUCCUUUUAUACUCUCUUAGAUUCCAUCAAGGAACACUCUUCCACUAUGGAGAAAGUAUUUAACGGUGGAACCUGUAGUUUUUUUUCUACUUCUACGGCUUUCUAAUGUAUAUACCAGUUGGUGGAAUAUACGUGUACGAACGAGUCAGUGAAAUGAAGGGCUUCCCGUAUAAAAAUGUCAGUCGAGAAAAAGAAAGUUGUGGAGGUGAAAAUUUAAACAGAAACUCGUCACUAUGGCGUCUUGAAGAAGAGGUGAGGCGAACGUUUUAGCUAUAGGCACAGUUUCACAGAAUUAGACAUGAGACAAACUCUAGACAUUUUACCGCUGCAGUCCUAUGUACGCCGCGCACGUGCUUGUGUGGUUUGGUACGAUAUCUAGAGAUAUAUUUCGUACAUUUUAGAGAUAAUUUCGUACAUUACCAACAGGCAAAUCUCAGAUGCUCUCUCACCGACCUGGCCAAGCGUGCCGUUCAAGAAACGGCUUGAUGCAUAGGAGUAAUCCUCAAUUAUGUAUUUGAAUCCAAGUAAGAUGAUGUUCUUAGCUAAAUGUUUUUAAUGUUUUAUAUUUUCAGGUUCAAAGUCUUGCCUCUGAAAUCGGAUUAAUCUACAACCUUUGUCUUGUCAUCCCCUCUCUUCUUUUGGCUCCCCUUUGGGGACCCUGGACAGAUAGGGGAGGCAAGCGAAAACCCGCCCUGCAGUUUGCUAUCUUAGGUGCAUGCUUAGAGAUGAUAGUCACAUUACUGGUGAUGUACUUCAAAUGGUCUGUAUAUGUCUUAUUCUUAUCCGCGACAAUCAGUGGGUUCUCUGGUUUUGCUACAGUUUUGAUGGUUGGAGCCACGGCGUACAUAGCUGAUAUUUCUGAGAAAGAAGAAAGAGCUUUUCGAAUAGGUGAGAAGCCUACUGUAACGAGGUCAGUAGCUGAGACUAAACUUGAUAAAAUUAACAGUAUUUCAUAGAAUUUUUAGUCAACCAUGAUUUGACGUGAUGAAGGCCUUUAAAUCUCGAUCUCAUUUUGAUUAUAAUAUUCGUAUCCUCCACUGUCACACCAUCACAGUAUGUCUACUUUUUGCGUAUUUAAACGUUAUACAAUGGGUCUGGCAGCCGCUGUCGAGAGACUUGCAGAAUCUUCUUAAAAAUUAAUUUUGUAUUUUUUUUCUCUUAUUUACAGCUAUAUUGUAUCUGGCAAUUUUCUUAGCUGGUGUCAUCAGUUUAUUGACCAGCGGAUUCUGGAUGGAAUAUGUAGGUUUCGUCCCAUCUGUCUGGUUCAUAUGGUCCUGCUAUUUUCUCGCUGGGGUCUGGACUCUUUUCUGCGUGCCAGAAAUUCCAAAGCCAGUCACAGACACGUCAGCUAGCUUUUUCAGCACUGAAAAUAUCAAGAGUUUUGUCAAUUUGUUCCGAUUGCAAAGAGAUGCUGGAAGAAAGAAUCUCUUUCUGCUGAUGUUCUGUGGGGGCGUCAUAUUCUUGUCCAGAGUGGGUAGCGAUGGUGUGGAGACGCUUUAUGUACUAAGAAGUCCUCUCUGUUGGCGCCCCACGUUGGUGGGUUAUUACUCCGCGUUUGAAAUGUUCGUGGAAGGUAUUGGAAGCGUAGUCGGGGUAGAGAUCUUUAGACGUUGUUUUCGGGAGAUGAAUGUUGUGCGUAUUGGUAUAGUGACGUUUAUGAGUGCAUCGGUUCUACUUGCUUUUUCAGAUCGUACUUGGAUGAUUUUUGUUGGUAAGUGAAUAGGACGAAUAAAAUCGUAUUCGGGAUCUCACAUCUUUUUAAAAGGUCUUUUUUAUCCAAACAACCUCUCUCCCGGCCCGUCUCGCGGUAUCUCUAUUCUUAACGUUCCCAGAUCUCUCUGUCUUACUCUAAGAGGUCUGGGAACGAGAUUGGUGCCUCCUCUCGAAUGAACUUUAUUUCAACACAAAAUUCAAACAAUUGAUCGCUGAUUUGCAUUGAAGCUGUGUUACAAACUUAGAGAUAUAUAAUGAGACAAAAAUGAAUUACAAUGUAAAAUGAUAAAAAGAUCAUUUACAUACCCAUAAGCCCCCCCCCCAUUUAUAGGCCCAUCUGACCUGCAAUGAACAACAAAAAAAAUACAUCCGGUUAAAAGCCCCCCUCUAACAUGGUGUAUUGAAAUGAAUGCGACAUUUUACGAGGUUUUGAAGGUUAAAAAAGCAAUCAAAUUCAAAACGUCUUUUGAUCAGCACAGCCGCACUGCUAUGUAGCUUGUUGUAUAUAAGUCCAGGGCUUAUACCUAGAAGUUUACGGUGUAAUACAAGACAGUUAAUCUAAUCUAAGCUAAUCUAAGGAAAUAAUUAAGCAGACGAAUAAAGUGAGCGGGCCAGGCCAGAGCAACGCCGCGCGCACUCGCGUAAUCACAUAUCGACUAACACUAAAAAGUACGUAGGGGCUAUUUGACUGUAGAUCUCUGUCAAACAAAGCUUCCUGAAAAGUCAAAGUGAUAAAAUUAAUUUAAUUUAUUUCACUAAUUCAGUUGGGACCGUUGGCAUCUUCAAUGCACUUCCUGACCCAGUGCUAAUGGGUGAAAUGUCAAAGAUUGUGGGAGAGGGCGAACAAGGUAAUUAACUAACUAGUUUCUUAGUAGACAUUGCUGAUAGGUAUGUCAUUAAGUUAUUACCCUCUCAGCUUCUGACCUCUUUACUUCUGUACAUGGCGUACACUAUUUUCACUCGCGUGCCUCGUUUAAGAAACUUAGCAUUCGAAUCAAAUCGGGCCAAUAUCCCAGCUUGUUUAUCCUAUACGCGACCUCAAAUUGUUCAAUUUCCUUCUAAAAACGUUCAUUGCCAAACGUAACUGUCUUUGUUUGCCCAUGUAAACGGAGAAGUUCGCCCAAUACUGGACCUUAAGAUUUAAGGGCGAGGACGACUAUGAGGACCCGGGACCCGGAAAGCUUUAUUGUGCUUUUUUUUAUCACCGGAAAGUUUAGCACAGUUAUUCUUAUUGAAGGAGUUUAAGCUCUCUUCCAAUCACAAAGUGCUAAAACUUCUGUUAAACAUUCUACUCGUAGAAUGCCAAAAUGACGCUUUUCUCAACCGCGACUAUUAAGUAUUGAGAAAAGUCGUCCUCGACUUAAAGGUCUCUGCUGUAAGUGCUAAUAGUCAAAUCUCUCUUCAAAACUGACAUCGCUGGGAAUGCCACUAUGUGUCCGACUUAGAGAGUUAUGCACCUUAUGUAGCGUCAAAGGAAAUGACUGAAUAACAACAGGAAACAGGUCUAGGUGUCUGUUUUAGAGAGGUCUCAUCGUUAUAGAGGUUCGAAAGUGCUGACGUCAUUGUGAAUUUUCUAUCCUUUAGGUUCCCUGUUUUCUGUAUGGUGUUGUUACCGCUAUAAUGCAGCUUGUGGGCGCUGCAAUUUUCAACAAUGUAUACCAGGCGACCCUGGGGCUGACAUUCCCGGGCUUAGUGUUCGUAAUCCGCGCUGGGCUGGUUAUCAUUCCUUUUGUAUUGGUCAGGUAAGCGUUGGUUGAUGAUUCCGUUAGUUCAGCACUUACAAACUGGUCAUAAUAGCUAAAAUAAAAAUAGCUACCGGAGCAGCGACAACAACAACAAGAACAACAACAAAAUCUAAAGAACAAACGACUUAUUAAAACUGACGAAAGAUAAACGGAAAAUCGAAAAGUGGCAACGGAUAGGCAAUACCAUGACUCAAAACAGAUUGAUGGCAUUAAAUUAAAGAUAUGUUUAUGGAAAUUGCAUUUUGCACAGGAAUCAGACUUGUCAAUGAAAAACUUGUGCUUUGUCAAUAUUUUACUCGGCUUGGAGUUCGUUAUGACCCAAAAAGAAGGAAAAGCAAUAAAUGUAUAAUAAUAUAUCGUGAAAUGGUACUUACGUGGCUCAUUCUUGACUGGUAAAGAAUAUCUGGUAAUAGAAAAACACCUUUAUGGUGAUUUUCAAGGUUUUCUUGGUACUAAGGACAUGAUUUCUUUCAAACUGGACAGCAAAACCACGACUAUGUCGACCAUGAAUAAACAAAUGAAGCUCUGAGGAAUCAGUAAAAAAAUAAAACAAAAGAAAUAGAUAAACAAAGAAAUGAAUAACAUAAAAUUGAAGAACCAGAAGCAAACUGACCCUUGCGCAGAACAUGACAGAAGAAAAGCAAAACAAAUAAUAUUAAAAAAAAUGUUUUUUAUUUUGUUUUACGUUUGUUUUGUUUUGUUCCUCUUCCCUUUGCCAUAAGGAUCAGUUUGCUGCUGUCUUGCAUUUGUUGAUUUCCGUUCAUCUUUCCCUCAACAGCUUUAUUGAACUACCACGUUUUAACGACUAGGCCGAAGAAACCAAGGCUUUGCUAGGGAAUCAAGGGAUGGUUCCUACAUUGUGAUAAAUAGUACACCGUAACCAAACGCAGUGACGUCUGUACUAGCGACCGAGGUCAAGAUUCUCCCAUACUGACCGACCUAGCUCGGUUAAUAAGAUGUUUAUUAUAUGGCCAAACGAGAAAGCAAAGGAAAAAACAUUAAUAAUUUUAUUUGCUUCCUUGCGCGGGCUCAAGCAUUUAGCUGACUUUCUUCUGUCACUGGUCUCCAGUCCAAACGGGACGAAAAUUUCUGUUCAAAGUCCAGCUUUGGACAGACUUUGCACAAACAAGCC
This is a messenger RNA of Porites evermanni, 16463 nucleotides long. Lineage: Eukaryota; Metazoa; Cnidaria; Anthozoa; Scleractinia; Poritidae. The record is from the annotation of a GenBank genome assembly.